This is a messenger RNA of Homarus americanus (American lobster), 3282 nucleotides long. Its product is annotated as guanine nucleotide-binding protein G(s) subunit alpha-like. Gene Ontology annotation, biological process: adenylate cyclase-modulating G protein-coupled receptor signaling pathway. Gene Ontology annotation, molecular function: guanyl nucleotide binding; GTPase activity; G protein-coupled receptor binding. NCBI's taxonomy places the organism in Eukaryota, Metazoa, Arthropoda, Malacostraca, Decapoda, Nephropidae. The transcript has 10 exons. The coding region runs from base 338 to 1375 and encodes 345 amino acids. Gene Ontology annotation, cellular component: heterotrimeric G-protein complex. The record is from RefSeq and is a predicted model, not a curated record.
ACGGUGGUGGUUGCGGUAGUGAGGUGAGUGGCAUCGCCUGAGGCCGCCGUGUAUGGCUGGAGGUGGUGAGAGCACUAGACCUCCCUCGCUCCUGCUAAGGUGCGCUGCGUUAAACUUCAACUGUGCUAAUAAGAAAAUCAACUAAUGCCCUCAUAUCUCGAAAAAACAACAACUAAUUUGUGGAUCAGUGAAUUUAUAGUGAAGAACUUAUAUAAAAACUCCUCUUUUGUGAUUGAAGAAAAAUUAUCCAACUAAUUCUGUUACAUCAAGUUACGAGGAAAUAUUUUUUGGAAGUAGCUGUGCAAGUAUAUCCAAGCUGGCUCUUUCAGAUCCCACAAUGGUGUUCUGUGGUGUAGAUCACGGGAGGAGACAGAGUAAAGAGCUGGAGAAGAAGAUUUCUACAUGGAUGAAGGAGUACACGAAAGCUAUCAAAAUUUUGUUAUUAGGUGCAGGAGAGUCAGGCAAGACCACCAUUAUCAAACAGAUGAAGAUUUUACACAUCAGUGGCUUCUCACCUGAAGAGAAGAAGGAGAGGCACAGGACCGCUGAGUUCUAUGACCACACGUUACGGCUAUGGAGAGACGCAGGGAUCCAGGAAGUAUAUUCACAACAACACAGGUUUCAGCUAAUAGACUGUACCAAAUACUUCCUGGAUCGAGUGGAGGAAGUGAGACAGAUUAACUACGAACCCACGAUUCAGGAUAUUCUACACAGCAGGCGGAGGACCACAGAUAUACAGAAGAUUGAGUUCGAGGUCAAGGUACCGAAGAGGUAUGGAGGCGGAUCACUUAACUUCUGGAUGUUUGACGUUGGUGGCCAGAGAGGAGAGAGGAAGAAGUGGAUACAGGUAUUCGACGGGAUCCAGGCGGUGUUAUUCCUCGUGUCCGCCAGCUGCUUCGACCUCGUCAUCCGGGAGGACGAAGAGACCAACCGCCUUCAGGAGUCCAUCGACAUUUUCCAGAGCGUGUGGCACUCCAGGUUUCUCAAGAACUGUGGAUUCAUUGUCUUCCUGAACAAACAAGACAUCCUGAGGGAGAAGGUUGUCAGUGGUCGUAAGAAUAUUGGUGAUCACUUCCCAGAUUAUGUCACCUACAAGCUCGAGAGUAGAGAUCGAGACAGUGAGGAAGACGAGGAAUACUUGAGGACUCGUUGCUUCAUCAGAGACAAGUUCAUUGCGAUCUCGAAGCAGGUGGUGACGAGGGAGGGGAGGAAGCUGGCCCCAGGGUUGAUGAUGCUAGAGGAAGAGACGUCGAAGGAGUGUUACUGUCACUUCACCACCGCCACCGAUACUAACAACGUCAAGAUCGUAUUUGAAGACGUUCACAACAUGAUCAUUAUGUGGAACUUGAAGGAGAUCGGUGUCAGCAUUUCCUAGCUGAUUGAGAGAUGACAACGACGAUUUAAGUCUUUAAGAUGAUAUUGGAGUUAAGAGAUAGGGUUUAUAGGAUGUUAUCGAGGUGUCAGUGAAGGAUGGUGGAUGGGGUAUUGAUGAUAUCUACAACAUGGUCAUUGUAUUUUGAAGUUUGGAAGAGAUCGGUGUUGGUGAUACUGAGCUGAUUCAGAAUGACGACUUGAAGACCAAUAUGGGACCACCAGCCUGAAGUCAUCCCAGAGUGCAGUGCUAAUGACAACCUUAUCCUGAAGUAGAGUUUAAGUGAUGUCAUGUCUUAGCGAAUUAUAAUUAAUGAAAAUUACCGUCUUAAGUGAGGUAUGAAGACCUUAAUAUAGGUUGUGACGAGGUGAUGAGUGUGUGAAAUCUAAACUAGAGCAAUGUCAGCAUCUUUUAGUUGACUCUUAAGUGAUGAUGAGGGAUAAUUCAGUGUUGUAUUCAUUACAGAUUAUUUAGAAUUAUCACGAGGUCUGUGUUACCGAAUGUCACCUGAUUCUGAAGGUCGACGAUUUAUUUAGAUGAAGGUGAAUGAUGUUCCGAGUUUUAUAGGACCACUUGAAGACGACUAGGCCCUUCUUGUUUAAUUCACCUAAAGAUUAGCCAACCUGACGCUAACCUAACCUUAACCUACCCUAACUUAAACUAUCUUAACGCCACCUACCCUAAUCUAACUUAACUCCUUCCAGGUAACGUUUGGAGGUUUAAUUUGGUGACAUACUUUUCAGGUGAUCCGGGUUUUUUAAGUCAUCAUUGAGAUUCACAACAUAUACAGCAUGUGAGAUUUGAUCCAGUGGAGGCAGCUGCUUGUGUGAUGAUCAUUUCAGACGAGGUUGUACUGUAGUAACUUUUGAUUCGGAUCCUCAAUAAAAAAAAAAUCGUAUGUGACUUCUUUUUGAUAACCGAGAUUAAAAAAAUAUAUACGUAUCUAGUUACGGACAGUAUGGUCGUGGUGAUAUUUCAACAUUCAGAUAAAUCCUCAUAAUCGGGGGAAAUAUUUAACAUGCAAAUCUUUGACAAUUCUUGCUCAGUCCGGACUCAUAAAGGUUCGCAUGGUGAAUAUUCCUCUUAACUAAUGGCGUAACUAAUGGUCAACUUAAGCUCGAAUAUAACAAACAAGAGCAAUAGCAACAAAAUAUAUAUUGUGACUGAUUUUCUACAUACAUUCACAUCGAACCAGACAGAAUUAAGGUAGCGUGUCGUAUCCAAAUAUUCAUCAUACGAAUCUUUGUUGGUCUCAAGUUUUAGGGCUCUUACUAAACACUGACUUCAUAUAUAACACUCUAUAAUGUCCCAGAGUGUGAUACAUCUGGUGGUUAAUGGAGUGUUAUUAAUAUAUUAUGUACGGUGUAUUUUCCUAAGGACUGCCUACUAUAAGGUGAUUGUAGAUGGGCCUUAGUUCUGAUAGCCUCUAAUCUAACCUAAUUUAUUGUAACUGUGGAUAUAAUUCUAGUCCUAAUAUACCCUAAUCUAAAGGGUUAUGAUAGAGGGAUAACAGCUCUGGGGGCCCAUUUGACCUACAACCUUGUUCGGUCGAGUAUUUAUUACAUUAGUUACUCAUGAUAGUAAUACAUUUUCUAUAGUUACGUAAAUUUUUUCGUGCUCUUUCUUAACUGUUGUUGACACACACUGAGGCCUUCCAGUAGUUUAUUAAAAUAAUACGAGACAGUCAAAACAAUGAGUUGGGAUGAAAGUAACGUUCUAUGCAGUUUUAGCUCAACAAUAUGAGAGAGAUUUAAAGAUUCAUAUCAGGGACUCAAAGACACACGACAAACGUCUUUCACACACAGCAUCGUGCACCUGUGAACCUUUUGAUGUAGAAAACUUCAACACUGGUGAUCUUGUUAAGCUGCUUAUCUUCUUAUGUAGUGAAUUAAUAAUAUAACCCACCAAUA